AUGGUCACUAAUCUCCCCCAAUUCGUCUCCAUCUCCGCCAUGAUUAACGAUAUGGCAAUUCAGUCUCUCUACGAAGCCUUUUUCGAAACCCAAUUCUUGCCGGAGCCACCGCCGGUGCAGCUCGACGGAAUUGCCGCCGUCGUCGGGCGGCACGUCCUGUUCGGUGGAGGCGGCGCCGGGGCGGGCAAAAACGACGACGCUUCAUCCGCAGCGAGCGCGUCGAAGAAGGCGGCGGUGGCUACGGGGCAGAGGAGCUACAGAGGAGUGAGGAAGAGGCCGUGGGGACGGUGGUCGGCGGAGAUACGGGACCGAAUCGGACGGUGCCGGCAUUGGCUGGGGACGUUUGACACGGCGGAGGAAGCGGCGCGUGCGUACGACGCGGCGGCGAGGCGGUUGAGGGGAUCGAAGGCGCGAACGAACUUCGAAAUCCCGCUGGUUGUCCCACUUCAGUCCACGUCAUCGUCGUCGUCCACGUUAUCGAAAAUGAAUCCUGAUAUAAAUAUUAAUAUUAAUAAUAAUAAGUUGAAGAAAGUGCAGAAAAACGGAAGGAAAUGUUCAGUGGUUACGUCGGUGGCACAUUUGUUCAGUACCGAAGCUUCUUCAUGCAUCAACAAUGGCGGUCGGACCAUAUGAAAAUUUCUCAACUCUUCUUCUUUUUUUUUUCUUUUUUUUUUUUACGAAUUUUGAAAUGGGUUUUAAUUUCAG
Messenger RNA from Momordica charantia (bitter melon), 705 nucleotides. RefSeq names its product Integrase-type DNA-binding superfamily protein. NCBI's taxonomy places the organism in Eukaryota, Viridiplantae, Streptophyta, Magnoliopsida, Cucurbitales, Cucurbitaceae. Gene Ontology annotation, molecular function: DNA binding; DNA-binding transcription factor activity. Gene Ontology annotation, biological process: regulation of DNA-templated transcription. The record is from RefSeq and is a predicted model, not a curated record.